Pieris macdunnoughi is the source of this 1296-nucleotide messenger RNA. The record is from the annotation of a GenBank genome assembly. Lineage: Eukaryota; Metazoa; Arthropoda; Insecta; Lepidoptera; Pieridae.
AUGAAGAGAAAACAUAAUCAAAUCGAUGCUGAAGAAACCAAGUUAUCGUCAUUGCUGUUUAACAAAACUAAAAAGUUUACAGAAAAGUUAAACAGAAAUGUAACGAGUCUUAGUGAAGUUGAUCGCAAACCUGCUUGGAUCGACGAUGAUGAUCGUCAGUUUAAAGUAAACACUGUUAUUCCUAAGGUUAAAAAUGAUUCAUUGUAUACAGAAAAACUCAAACAAAAGUAUGAAACUCUCAUUGGAUCACCAAAUUGGGCGAAAAUUAAAGAUGCUUCAAAUAAAGAUGAAUCUGGAUCAGAUAUUGUUAAGACAGUUGGUCACUUAGACAAAGAAAAAGUAUCUAAAUUUGAAAAAAACAUAUUGGAGAUAAAAAAGAGUACAACAAUUAUACCACAAAAAGGUGCAAUUACAACCUCAUUAAAGUUUCAUCCCAAGGUUAGCGCUGUCAUGUUAGCAAAUACAUCAGGCAUUGUUUCACUGCAUUCUUUGGAUGGAAAUAACAAACUUCAUAGUUUUAAGCUUAAAAGUUGGACAAUAUCAAGUACACACUUUAAACCUGAUGGAUCAGAAGCUUAUAUAUCAGGUGUUAGACAUACCUACUGCAUUUAUGAUUUAGUUAAGGCCAGUACUAAAAUUGUCCAACUUCCACAUGCCUUAAAAAAGGCUGUUCAUUUUAAAUUGUCCCCUGAUGGUAAAUUUAUUGCGGCCUCUGAAGGAUUUAGUGAAGUUUUUAUUAUUUGUGCUGACACAAAUGAAGUUAUAAAGAAUAUCAAAAAUAAUUCAAAUGUAAAAGCAAUGACAUACAGUCACGACUCUAGAGAACUUUACUGUUUUAAUGAUCUUGGUGAAGUCACUGUUUGGAAUAUGACAACAAUGAAACCAAUUAAGAAAUUUUUCGACAGUGGAUGUAUUACACCUUCAAGGAUAUCUAUGAGUCAUUGUGGGCGUCUUUUAGCAACAGGAACAGCUGAAGGAAUUGUCAAUAUUUAUGAUACUGCUGAACUAACAACAACUAACCCUAUGCCAUUAAAAACUAUUUCACAUUUAACUACAAAAAUAACUAACAUAACUUUUAACCCAACCUCAGAAAUGUUGUCAGUUUCAUCAAGUUUCCUUCCAAAUGCCUUAAAAGCUCUUCACAUACCAUCAUACAAUGUUUUUCCAAAUUUUCCACAGAAAAAUUUACAACUUAUUGAAACAGUUGGCUUCUCCCCAAAUGGUGGUUAUAUGGGUAUUAGUAAUAACAAGGGUAUUGUCAAUCUGUUCAGAUUGGGUCAUUUUAAGAAUUAUUAG